AUGGAGGCGUCACCCAGCAGCCCGAACAACUAUCUCCCGCUAUUCAAUCGGCAUGAGCAGCGGAUAGACCGAAGAAGGGCCCAGGUUAUUAUGAGGCGCAAAAAUAUUAUAUAUUCGGGAACAAAACUUCUGACAAUUCCUUUUUAUGCAUAUAUAUAUAUAUAUAUAUAUUUAUAUAUAUAUCUAUCUAUCUAUCUAUCUAUCUAUCUAUCUAUCUAUCCCGACAGAUACUAUCUGUGUAUAGCCACCUUCUAUCUAUCUAUCUAUCUAUCUAUCUAUCUAUCUAUCUAUCUAUCUAUCAAUCUAUAUUAUUCGUGUCUUUACGCAUAUAUGCUGGAAUCUUUAUCCAACCAUGCCUUUGAAAUAUCUGAUCUUGACCUUUAUCUAUCUAUCUAUCUAUCUAUCUAUCUAUCGUAUCUAUCUCAUCUAUCUAUGUCAUCCAUUCGUAUCUUUAUAUCUAUCGCUAUCUAUCGUAUUUCGUUAACAUUAAUCAUUUAUCUUCAUCUAUUAAUCUACUAUCAUCUAUCUAUUCAUUGUGUCUUUACGUAUAUAUGCGUGUCUCUAUCCAACCAUGUUCCUUAUUUAUCUGAAACACACGCUUUAGAUUAUCUAUUCAUCUCAUCUAUCUAUCUAUCUUAUCUAUCUAUUGAUCUAUCUAUCAAUCCAUUCGUGAUUCUUUACUAUCAAAUUGUCGUAUUUUGUAUCAUUUCGCAUCUUACCUUUAUCUAUCUAUCUAUCUAUCUAUCUAUCCCUAUUUUGCUUAUCUUAUCUAUCUAUCUAUCAUCAGGAUUACUAUCUAUCUAUCUAUCAUUUAUUUUUUGUUCAUUUCAUUUCUAUCUAUUUAUGCAUGCCUGUAUCCAUCAUGUCUUUAUCUAUCUAAACAUCUAUCUAUCAUCUAUCUAUCUUUAUCUAUCUAUCUUUCCGAAUCAUCUGUCUAUCUAUCUAUCAUCUUCUAUCUAUCUAUUCGUGUCUUUACAUGACCUUUAUCUAUCAUCCUAUCUAUCUAUCUAUCUAUCUAUCUUAUCUAUCUAUUCAAUCUUUACAUUAUAUGUUUCUAUCCAAAACCUUUAA
Acanthosepion pharaonis is the source of this 1071-nucleotide messenger RNA. The record is from the annotation of a GenBank genome assembly. NCBI's taxonomy places the organism in Eukaryota, Metazoa, Mollusca, Cephalopoda, Sepiida, Sepiidae.